Galeopterus variegatus (Sunda flying lemur) is the source of this 1875-nucleotide messenger RNA. RefSeq names its product prohibitin (gene PHB1). Lineage: Eukaryota; Metazoa; Chordata; Mammalia; Dermoptera; Cynocephalidae. The record is from RefSeq and is a predicted model, not a curated record. Gene Ontology annotation, cellular component: mitochondrion; membrane. The coding region runs from base 111 to 929 and encodes 272 amino acids. Gene Ontology annotation, biological process: mitochondrion organization. The transcript is spliced from 7 exons.
GGGCGGGGAAGAGGAGGGAGCUACCCGGCGCACGCUCAGUAUGUGUGGCUGGGGAAUUCAUGUGGAGGUCAGAGUGGAAUCAGGUGUAAGUGGGUCCAGCAGAAGGAAACAUGGCUGCCAAAGUGUUUGAGUCCAUCGGCAAGUUUGGCCUGGCCUUAGCUGUUGCAGGAGGCGUGGUGAACUCUGCCUUAUAUAAUGUGGAUGCUGGGCACAGAGCUGUCAUCUUUGACCGGUUCCGUGGAGUGCAGGACAUUGUGGUAGGGGAAGGAACUCAUUUUCUCAUCCCUUGGGUACAGAAGCCAAUUAUCUUUGACUGCCGCUCUCGACCACGUAACAUUCCAGUCAUUACUGGGAGCAAAGAUUUACAGAAUGUCAACAUCACACUGCGUAUCCUUUUCCGGCCCGUUGCUAGCCAGCUUCCUCGCAUCUUCACCAGCAUCGGAGAGGACUACGAUGAGCGUGUGCUGCCGUCCAUCACUACAGAGAUCCUCAAGUCAGUGGUGGCUCGCUUUGAUGCUGGAGAACUAAUCACUCAGAGAGAACUGGUUUCCAGACAGGUGAGCGAUGACCUGACAGAGCGAGCAGCAACCUUUGGGCUCAUCCUGGAUGACGUGUCCUUGACACAUCUGACCUUCGGGAAGGAGUUCACAGAAGCAGUGGAAGCCAAACAGGUGGCUCAGCAGGAAGCAGAGAGGGCCAGAUUUGUGGUGGAAAAGGCUGAACAGCAGAAGAAGGCAGCCAUCAUCUCUGCCGAGGGCGACUCCAAGGCAGCUGAGCUGAUUGCCAACUCCCUGGCCACCGCAGGUGACGGCCUGAUUGAGCUGCGCAAGCUGGAAGCUGCAGAGGACAUCGCAUACCAGCUCUCGCGCUCUCGGAACAUCACCUACCUACCUGCGGGGCAGUCCGUGCUCCUCCAGCUGCCCCAGUGAGGGCCUGUCCUCCCAGCACCUCCUCAGGCCAACUGGGCCGCAGCCCCGACAAUUCCUCACACCGCCUUCCUUCUGCCCCCACCCCAAAAUCACUGUGAAAUUUCAUGAUUGGCUUAAGGUGAAGGAAAUAAAAUUAAAAUCACUUCAGAUCUCUAAUUGCUCUUAUCAGAUGAAGCUCUUUCAUUCUUCUCACAUCCAUCUCACAUCUAUCCACUUUUUUAUCCACCUUCCUACCAAAAUUUGCAAAGUGCCUACACCAGCAGCUUUGGGUCCCACUUUGGGGCCUGCUGGAGCUCCAUCCUAAACACUGACAACUGGAAGAAGGAAAGCAGGAGCACGGUUGUCAGCCUGAGUAAACAUGUCACCUUUAUCCUGUCGUUUAUUGAAGAUUUGAGGAUGAUGGUGCAUACAGCUGAACUGAGAAGGCAGGCCUCCUUUUUUCCAGUGGUUUCUGCACAGACAGCUGAAGAGAGGUGCUGGGGAAGGUCAGAGAGGAAGUAGUCUGUCUUUUACCAUAACACUGAUUCUCUUUAACUUUGCGACCAGCGGAAGCAGGUGUGUGUGAGCAGGGCAUGGUUUAAAGAAUCUGCCCCUGUUGAGGUGGGUGGGCUUGAUUUUGCUACCCCCCAGGGUCCUGAAACUGGGAUGGACUUGGAUGGUGAGAGUGGAGGCCUGGACCGAGAUGUGAGUCCUGUUGAAUACUUCCUCUCCACCCCCAACCUUGGUCCCUUUCAAAUACGCAAUGGAAUUCCAGCUUGAAGGACUGCAUCCUGCAGAGGCUGGACAUGCCUGCCAGAGAUGUGUGCAUCCUGCGUUCCUGGCUCCCUCAUUCAGAGACUGCCCUUCUCGAGGGCUCUGUGCCUGUGCUCUGAAGGAAACAACCAUGGGAAGAAAAUAAAUGUGUGUAAACUGCUGUCAAUAAAUGACACCCAGACCUUCCAGCUCA